Messenger RNA from Neltuma alba, 3105 nucleotides. RefSeq lists its product as uncharacterized. The record is from RefSeq and is a predicted model, not a curated record. NCBI's taxonomy places the organism in Eukaryota, Viridiplantae, Streptophyta, Magnoliopsida, Fabales, Fabaceae. The coding region runs from base 1 to 3105 and encodes 1034 amino acids. The transcript is spliced from 6 exons.
AUGAGUUUAUGCCAUUCAGAUACUCCAUUGAAUAUAGGCUUUGAAAAUGGUGCCAUUCUUCAAAGAGUUGAGAAGUUAUGCAUUGUGGAAUGUUACUAUUCGACAACCUUAAUUCCCUCCUCCCUAGCGUUGACUCACUUGUCAUAUCUUGAAGUCAGCAAUUGCAACAGAUUAAGGAAUGUCUUGACAUCAUCAACUGCAAAAACGUUAGUUCAACUGACCAUGAUGAAGGUCUCUCAAUGUGCAAUGAUGGAGGAAAUUGUUACAGUAGAGGAGAAUGAAGAAGUGAAAGAAGAUGAGAUUGUUUUUGGCAAAUUGAGAAGUUUAGAACUUGUGUCUCUAAGAAACCUCACAAGUUUUUGUAAUUCCCAAUGUAAACUUGUCUUCAAGUUUCCGUUACUUGAAGAGGUGAAAGUAAGCGAUUGCCUCAAGUUGAAAAAAUUCUCCGAGAAAAUUUCAAGCACAAACUUAGAAAAAGUUGAUAUUGUAGAAGGAGAAGAAGAAGAAGAGGGAAAGAAAUGGUACUGGGAAGGUGAUUUGAAUGCAACAAUCCAAAAGAUUUUCACGGACAAGGUUCUUUUGGAGUUCUGUCGAAAUAUCGAACUUUCUUGUUAUCCUGAGUUACAACAAUUGUGGCGAGAAGAAAUUUCCCUGCCAAACAAUUGCUUUAGCAAUCUGAGAACAUUGAUAAUAAAGAAUUGUUCAUUUCUAUCAGAAGUGUUCCCUUCUAAGUUACUUUCUUACUUUAAGAACUUGGAGGAGUUACAAGUAAGCUCGAAUCCAGUGGAGGUUAUUUUUGAUAUUGAUGGCAACAGUUUGAUAGAGACGAAGGGAAAGUCGUUUCAUUUGAAAACAAUGACUUUAGAUGACUUGCAGAAUUUGAAGCGUAUAUGGAGCAAAGAUCCUUGUAGUAUUAUGAGUUUUCUGAAUCUGAAAGAAAUUAUUGUUUCUAAUUGUGCGGGUAUAAAAACUCUUUUUCCAGCAUCUUUGGCAAGAAAUCUGGAGAGACUCAAGAAACUUGAAAUAAGACAAUGUGAUGCUUUGGAAGAAAUUGUUGGGAAGGAAGAAGCAGCAGCAGAGGGAGCUAGCAGAAAAUUUGAAUUCCAUUCUUUAAACGCCUUGACUAUGUGUGCUUUACCAAGGCUCAAGUUCUUUUAUCCUGGAAGAUACACUCUGGAAUUUCCCAGCUUGGUGAGUCUAAGCGUGUUUGAUUGUAACAAGUUGGAAAUAUUUGCGUCAGAUUUUCGAAGUUGCCAAGGAGCAGUAGGAUGUGAGGAUGAAGCUAAUAUUACAGCUAGUCGACAAUCUCUUUUCAUGGGUGGAAGGGUUAUUCAGAACUUGGAAUUUUUAACUCUCAAUGGGAAUGAUAUGAUGAUGUUAUCACAUGGUCAUUUUCCUGAUAACCUGCUUCACAAACUAAAAACUUUGCAGCUGCACUUUGGUGAUUCCUAUGAAGCAGGAGCUACUUUGCCUUUUAAAUUCUUUCAGAAGGUACCUAAUUUAGAAAGUCUUAUGGUAAGCAAUUGCAAUGCAUUGGAUGAGAUGUUCCCCUCUCAAAGACCCAAAGAUAUUGAUCAUAUCAUCAAUAUUCUUGCACAAGUGAGAGAAUUAGAGCUCGAUUCGCUGCCUUUGCUCUCAUCCAUUGGGUUAGAUUACUCCUGGGUGGACUCAAUUGUUAAGAAUCUGAGAGCGCUUCGAAUGAGGAAUUGCCCUCGUUUGACUACUCUGGUGCCUUCUUCUGCAGUAUCAUUUUGCAAUUUGAAAGAAUUGAGAAUAGGGCAAUGCCACGGGUUAGUUUCUCUGUUCUCAUCUUCAGUGGCCAAGAGGUUGGUGCGGCUUUAUCGAAUGGUGAUAGCUGAAUGUGGAUCAAUGACGCAUAUAGUGAGUCAUGACCUUGAUGAAUCAGAUUCUGAUGAGAUAAUAUUUGAAAGGCUUGAAUAUAUAGCUUUGAGUGAUUUGCCAAGCCUUGUGAGCUUCUAUUCAGGGCAUGCCACUUUAGAAUUCUCUGCUCGGAUAGUGUCUGCCAUCGAACAAUGCCCAAAGAUGAAAUGUUUCUCUCAAGGGAUUGUAAGAGCGCCCAACCUCAUAGGAAUAAAAUAUACAAGGGACAACGAAUAUGAUUGGCACAACUACAGUGAUCUCAACACCACGAUGGAGAAAUUGUUCAAUGAGAAGCUUGAACAAUUAACAUGUGGCGUGCGAGAUUUAAAGCUUGGAGAUUGCCCUGAGCUUGAAGAUAUAUGGCAUGGUGCAAUGUCAGUCCCAAAUGGAGGCUUCAGCCAUCUGAAGACUUUAAUAGUGGAUGGCUGCCCAUUUUUAUCACAUUAUGUUAUCCCUUUUCAUUUGCUUGGUUCCCUUAGUAACUUGGAAGAUUUAAAAGUGCAGAAUUGUGAUUCCAUAAGGGCAAUAUUUGAGGUUGAGUCCUUGUCCACUGCUCUCUCUUUUCCACUGAAAAGUAUGACAUUGGAAGAGUUACCCAAUCUGGAGCAAGUUUGGAAUGAGGACCCUCGAGAAAUUCUCAGCUUUCAAUCUCUGCAACAUGUGUAUAUUCAAGGAUGCAGAAGCCUCAAGAGCUUGUUUCCAACAUCGAUGGCCCAAGGCACACUUGAAAGCCUUGAAAUACUAGAAGUCCAAUGUUGUGAGGGAUUAGAAGAGAUUGCUGCACAUGAAGAGACUGCCUUGGAGGAAUCUGCCGGAAAUUUAGCUAUCUUCCCUAGCUUAACUGGGUUGAGGCUAUGGAAAUUACCACAGCUCAGGUGCAUCUGUUCAGGACUAAGCAAUGUGGAAUGGCCAAAGUUAAAAGAAUUGGAUGUAUUUCAAUGUGGUCAGCUCAAGAAUAUUGGAUUGGAAGCCAAGGUUUUUCCCAACCUUGAGCAUUUGUCACUUUGCAAGGAAGACAUUAUGGAUAUUCGGCAAGCGUCAUUUCCUGAAAACCUUCUUCAGAGAGCAAAAAUCCUCAAAUUGCAUGGCUUUUUUGAUGAUUCAGAUGUAUUUCCAUAUGGAUUCUUCAAAAAGGAAUCACUUCCCCAUGUUGAAAAAACUGAUUUCUCUAUCGAAGCUCAAUUCCAUUGGAUUAGAGCACGCCCCUCUUCCUGGAAACCUUGA